AUGGCCAUCUUCAGACGCUCCAAAUCCGAAAAGCCCGUGCCCCGAGACCCUCCAUCCGGCAAAGGUCCCUUGGGCUACAGAAAAUCCAAACCAACAAUCCUCCGCACAUUCACGGUAACAGUCUAUCUUCUUGCCACCAUAUUCCUCAUCCUGGUGGAAAUAGGUAACAUCAACAACAAAGCCGUCAUCCGGUCGACCUACUUCCUCAAGAUCGAACUGGCAAACAUCAUCCCGGCAUCGGUACCCAAUGCAGUCUUCAUCAACAGCAUUGCCCAGUCCAUCGGCCUGCAUGACUUCUACCAAGUCGGCCUGUGGGAUUUCUGCGAAGGAUACAAUGGCGAGGGAAUCACGUAUUGCUCCCCGACCAAGACCUUGUACUGGUUCAACCCCGUCCAAAUCAUCCUGAACGAACUUCUGGCCGGGGCAUCAAUCACCCUCCCCGCCGAGGUCGUCACUGUCCUCGACCUCGUCCGACUCGCGUCCGCGUGGAUGUUCUCCUGCUUCCUCAUCGGCACGUGCCUGACAUUCCUCUGCAUUUUCGUCGCUCCCAUGGGAUUCUCGCAGAAGCCGCGGUGGCAGCACAAGACGAGACGUAUUUUCCUCCGUCAGUUCCCGAUCUCCUUGCUGACCCUGGCUGCGCUGCUGUUUACCGCAGUGGCGUCCCUGAUCGCGACCAUCAUGUUCGUCAUUUUCCGCGACAAGUUUUCCGGAGCCGCGGACUUGAACAUCCACGCACACUUGGGGAAGCCGAUGUUCGCGUUCAUGUGGAUUGCUACGGGCCUGGAUUUAAUCGGGUUUCUCAUGCAGCUGGGAGAAGACGCCGCGGGAAGUCGACAACAGUCCCGGGGCAGAGGGUUCCUCCGGUGGCAUACUUGGGCUUAG
Molecule: messenger RNA, 882 nt
Organism: Cladophialophora psammophila CBS 110553
Lineage: Eukaryota; Fungi; Ascomycota; Eurotiomycetes; Chaetothyriales; Herpotrichiellaceae
Exons: 2
Coding region: 1-882 (293 amino acids)
Biological process (GO): fungal-type cell wall organization
Cellular component (GO): plasma membrane; cell cortex of cell tip
Source: RefSeq, a predicted model, not a curated record